UGAUGUCUUCUAUGUUAUAAUAGAGUAUAGAAAGAGUGAGAAACUGACACGUUAAUCAUUAACCAUGUAUUUUAUAUAUAUUUCAUAUAUAUGAAAAUACAUCUAUAAUAACAUCUCAGUGGGAUGAUAGGCACAUUGUUUUUCAUUAGGAGUUUCCAUUUUUAUGGGCAAGUAACUAUGUCUAUAGAAUAUAUAGGCAGGUAUAGCAAGAUAAAUACCUGAAAUGUUAAUUUGUAUAUUAUUCUACUGAUGUUUACAAUUCAUAGGAAUAACAGGAAAUUUCUACAUCACUAUCCCACCUACUUCUCCCUUCAACACACCUGCCCUCAUACCCACUAGUUGCCAAACAAUGGCCUUGAUAGAACUCAUCUGCUCUGAAACUAGGGUAGGGAGAUGUUUGGAGAUUUGUGGAUUAUAUUUUAAAUAUAGCAUUACUGAGAUGAAAGAACUUUGCGGGGCAUGGCUUGGUGGAUGUCCUGGAACUGAGCAAUAAUGUGCUCUAACUUUGGAAGUCAUGCUUUUGUUUUAUUGUAUUUUACUUUGGUCUUGGUCACAUUAUAAUGGUAGGAUGCUACCAAUAGGGCCACUUGAGCCUAAAGAAUCAUGACAUCUUAACUGGCCAAACCCAGGAGCUGUGACAUGAUGAACGGAUACCAGAGGUUCUUUUUCUAUUUCCUGGAUUUGUAGGUCCCUACAUCCUUAAAUAACUGCAAAUACUUGGUAGUGUCCUUGUGACUAUUACAUAUAGUACUUUGAAGCCAGACUGAAUUUGAUAGAGAAAAUAAACAGAUGUCAAACUUCUUGCAUCUUAAAUAUGAGAAAUCUGUUUCUGUUACAAAAGCUCUUACAGUGAGGUUUCUUACUAAGCGAUUCAUUGGAGAAUAUGCUUCUAAUUUUGAAUCUGUCUAUAACAAGCACUUGUGUUUGGAAAGGAAACAACUAAAUCUGGAAAUAUAUGACCCUUGUUCUCAAACACAGAAAGCAAAAUUCUCCCUCACAAGUGAGCUUCACUGGGCAGAUGGGUUUAUUAUUGUGUAUGACAUCAGCGAUAGGUCUUCAUUUGCUUUCGCGAAAGCACUGAUCUACAGAAUCCGGGAGCCACAGACCAGUCAUUGUAAAAGAGCUGUGGAAUCGGCAAUGUUUUUGGUUGGCAACAAACGAGAUCUUUGUCAUGUGCGAGAGGUUGGCUGGGAAGAAGGGCAAAAGCUGGCACUGGAUAACCGAUGCCAAUUCUGUGAACUGUCUGCAGCAGAGCAGUCUCUGGAGGUGGAAAUGAUGUUUAUCAGAAUUAUCAAGGACAUCCUGAUAAACUUCAAACUCAAAGAAAAGAGACGACCCAGUGGAUCUAAAUCAAUGGCCAAAUUGAUCAAUAAUGUAUUUGGAAAGAGAAGGAAAUCUGUUUAGUAGACAUGAAAUGACUAUGAACCACAGCUGUGUUUUCAAACAUGCGGUUUGCCUUUUUGGUUGUUGCAUCCUGUUCACUCUCCUUCACACAGAACCUUUCAUUUAUUGUACAACAUUGCACUCACCCUAACCUACUGGUGGACAGCUAUCCAGUUUGCCUUGCCAAAUAUACUCUGCUUAUGUGAAUUUAUUAAACGACCAUGCCAUAGUUUGUGGUUUACCUUUA
Chlorocebus sabaeus (green monkey) is the source of this 1630-nucleotide messenger RNA. RefSeq names its product RERG like (gene RERGL). Gene Ontology annotation, molecular function: GTP binding; GTPase activity. The record is from RefSeq and is a predicted model, not a curated record. NCBI's taxonomy places the organism in Eukaryota, Metazoa, Chordata, Mammalia, Primates, Cercopithecidae.